Messenger RNA from Penicillium hordei, 1668 nucleotides. RefSeq names its product cytochrome P450. Lineage: Eukaryota; Fungi; Ascomycota; Eurotiomycetes; Eurotiales; Aspergillaceae. The record is from RefSeq and is a predicted model, not a curated record. The coding region runs from base 1 to 1668 and encodes 555 amino acids. Gene Ontology annotation, molecular function: iron ion binding; heme binding; monooxygenase activity. The transcript has 6 exons.
AUGUUAGCUCCAGGGGUAGUUGCAAUUAUUGCAGGCCUACUGGCCCAUCGACUGGUCUUUAUUCACGGGGAAUGGCAUCUGAAAGGCCCUAGGGUUGUCGUUCUCCAUCUUCUUUCUAGCUGUCUAUUAUGGACAAAGCAUUUAUUUGGCCGUGGAAGCACCCAAGCCGGCUUGGUUGAGACAAUAUACUUGGCGACAUGCUAUCUCUCAUCACUAUUCAUAAGCAUUGCAGUAUACCGGCUGAUGUUUCAUCGAUUGAAACACUUUCCCGGUCCAAAAUUAGCUGCAGUGACCAAAUUAUGGCAUGUUUGGAAAUGCCGUAAUUCGCGUGGACAUCUCGUCUUGCAGGCCUGGCACGAAAAAUAUGGGGAGUUUGUACGAACCGGUAAGAUAUAUCCCAAUCAAGUAGAACUCCCUGAUAACAUUGAGCUUAUAUACUCAGGUCCUGCCGAAAUCACCAUAUUCCACCCCGAGGCCUAUGAGGCCAUGGAUGGUCCAGACAAUGAUAACACGCGCUCUGAUUGGUACGACCUUCUGUAUCCCCGGAUAUCCUCAAUCUUCACUCGCGACCGUCAGUUGCACCAUGAACGGCGGAAAAUGUGGGAGCAAGCACUGAGCAGAAAAGCAUUGCUCCAGUAUCAUCGGCGAAUGGUGGAAAAGGUACGAACACUGCAAAGCCUAGUUGCUUUGGGGAAAUCAAGCCCUAUUCUCAUCAAUGACCUAAUGUAUUUCUUCGCUUUUGAUUCGAUGGGAGAAUUUGCUUUCAGCGAGGAUUUCGGAAUGAUGAGUAGUAAGAGGUGGCAUUCGUCGAUAGCGAUGCUGCGUUCGGCACUCACGUUGCUAGGCCCGUUUAGUCCUGCAAUAUGGAUCCCGAGACUGGGGUUUGCAUUUAUUCCGUCGCUGUGGAAGGUCCGGCACUGGUUUCAAAUGCUUGAAUUUUGUGAUCAAUGCAUGGCUCGGCGGAUGAAGAAAACACUCCCAGAUCGUGAUAUCGCAUCUUGGUUUAUUGAGGACCACGUCAAACGCGGAUUAGACCCCUCGCGGGCACGGUGGUUGAGCGGCGACACUGCAACGCUGGUUGUAGCCGGAAGCGACACCACUGCUCCAAGCCUGACCCUUCUCUUCUAUUUCCUCGCUCGAUACCCCACGCAUGCUGAGAAGAUAUAUGAAGAGAUCCACGGGGUUGAUAGGGAUAGUCCAGCUGCCUUAGCCACCUUGCCUCAUUUGACGGGGACUAUAAACGAAACAAUGCGAUUACUUCCAGCAGUACUAACCUUCAGCUCUCGGGUAACUCCACCACAAGGACUAAUGAUAGAUGGCACGUUUAUCCCAGGAAAUACCAAAAUAUGUGCGCCACGCUACACAAUUGGUCGACUUGAGACGGCAUAUGCCCAUCCCCAUGAGUUUAUUCCCGAGCGGUGGUACAGCCAACCGGAGCUAAUCAAGGAUAAACGGGCAUUUGCUCCUUUUGGCGUCGGGCGUACAAGCUGUGUUGGUCGUCAUUUAGCUCUUGCACAAAUCCGACUCGUAGCUGCUGCCUUGGUGUUCCACUAUCGGAUCAAAUUUGCACCUGGUGAGAAUAAUGGCAAAGCUGUGGAACGAGAUAUGAAGGACCAAUUGACUGCGCAGCCUGGUGCAUGUCGGCUUGUGUUCCAAAGUCGGGUAUAG